GGCUAAUACGUGAUUAAACAAAUAUAUAUAUAUAUAUUUAUAGAAAGAGAUAGAUAAUUAAUAAUAAAGAGUUUCUUAAUAUAAUUAAUUGAACAUUUUGUUGGCAAAUAAUAAUGUUAAUGAGAAUAAUUAAUUUGAACAAAUCAUGAAAGCUAGCUAGGACAGUAUCUCUUUGGAAAUCUAAUAUGAUAAUGUAGUAAUAGGCAUGAUCCCCGCUUAUCGCGUCAACUCAAACUAUUAUUAUUAUUGUGUGUGAUAUAGACUCAUACAUAUAUACAAAAGUACAAAAUUAAUUACUCAGUCGUCUCUUCUCUACACUCCAUCAAUAUAACCGACAAAAAUUGUUCACACUUACCCUACCAAAUUAAGAAAUUUAAUCACCAAUUAAUUCUACUAAAUAUGUAGUUAUCAUAAUUAAGAGUGUAGUCAAAAUAAAUCAUUUCAACACAGCUCCAUUUCCGAACAAAUAUGCCACUUUUGGUUCACCACUAGUAGUACUGGACAUCAAACAAAACUAUAUAAUCUGGUGAUCAAGUACUUGGCUGAUCAUGGACGUGGCAUCGUCGAAAUGGUUAUCAGAAGUACUGCAAGGAGUGGAAGACUACAAUAAUAUAUUCUCUCUAGAUAAUCAACUUGAGUUUGGUUCAGAUGAUCAUCAAAUAUUAGUAGGAGGAGACAAUUACAAACAAGAUUUCUCUUCUGAGAGUAAUUCAUCUUACUCUACAAUCACCACAUCAGGUGGUUCUGAUUCCAUCAAAAAGUACUCUCAUCAUGAUCAUCAUCAAGCUUCGAACAAAAAACCUGCACCAUCUUCUAAUUCCUCUCAGCUUCUUUCUUUUGAUAAUUAUCAAAACCAGCAUUACCCAAAUUCCUCAUCACCACCUAAAAUUAACAUGAGUGAUAUUAGUAGUACUACAUUAAGACCCAAGAAAGGACUGUCCCAAACAGAUAUCAAUUUCUCAUCUCUUGAUGAUGUUGAUCAUGUGGUAUCAAAUAAUAAAGAUCGAAAUUCCUUUAUUAUUAGUAAUAAGAAGGAAAAUUACUCAUCAUCAUCUCAACCAUCAAUCUUCAUCAAGGGGACUAAUGAUUAUAAUAAUAAUAACAAGAGGCCUUACUCAAUGAUCAAAACUCCUUCACAUGCUCAAGACCAUAUCAUGGCUGAGAGGAAAAGAAGAGAAAAGCUCACCCAACGCUUCAUUGCUCUUUCUGCAAUUGUCCCAGGCUUAAAGAAGAUGGAUAAAGCAUCGGUUCUUGGAGAUGCUAUUGUUUAUGUGAAGCAACUACAAGAGAGGGUAAAUAUACUAGAAGAACAGUCGAAGAGUAGAACUGUGGAAUCUGUGGUGUUUAAAAAAUCCCAAGUAUCAAUAUCAUCAUCAACUGAUGAACAAAAUCAAGAUAGUUCUUCAAGUGAUCAAAAUUUCGAGGGUCGCUCUAAUAACGAUCAAGAUUAUAAUCAUAAUAACAAUAAUGAUAAUAAUCAAACACUAACAUUACUUCCUGAAAUCGAAGCAAGAGUUUAUGAAAAGGAUGUGCUCAUUCGAAUCCAUUGUGAAAAUCACAAAGGGAUUGUGGUCAAAAUAUUGAGCGAAAUGGAAAAGCUUGAUCAUCAUCUUUCUGUGGUUAACACUAGUGUCAUGCCCUUUGGCAACUGCACUCUCGAUAUUACAAUACUAGCUCAGAUGGAAAAGGAAUUCAGCAUGACCGUGAAAGAUCUAGUUAAGAACCUAAGGAAGGCAUUAUUGAAAAUUAUGUGAUGUAUAUUAUGUGAGGUUCUAUGCUGAAAAGUGUCGAGACAUAUUUUUAAUUAUUAAUAAAUAAGAGUUAAUAUUUUGAUAUAUGCAUUAAUGUUAAAUUAUUAAUA
This is a messenger RNA of Cannabis sativa, 1861 nucleotides long. RefSeq names its product transcription factor bHLH18. NCBI's taxonomy places the organism in Eukaryota, Viridiplantae, Streptophyta, Magnoliopsida, Rosales, Cannabaceae. Bases 549 to 1754 code for a protein of 401 amino acids. The transcript is spliced from 5 exons. The record is from RefSeq and is a predicted model, not a curated record. Gene Ontology annotation, molecular function: protein dimerization activity.